ACCUCAGACCUCUCCCCACUAUCAUACCAUUCGCUCUCAGUACUUCCCCUCAUACGCAACUCAACAGCCACAGCCCAUCGCAGCUCCGGAGUCGAGGCAAUGGCGGCCAAAGCCAAGCGUGGAGUGGUGAACGGUGGGGCCAAGGGUGCGGCCCACGCCGGCUUCGUCAAGGAGCCUCACUACAGGGGCGUUCGGAGGAGGCCGUGGGGGCGGUACGCGGCUGAGAUUCGCGACCCAGGCAGGAAGAGCCGUGUCUGGCUCGGUACGUUCGACACCGCCGAGGAAGCGGCGCGUGCCUAUGACGCUGCGGCCUUGCAGUACCGCGGCCCCAAGGCGAAGAUCAACUUCCCCCUGCCAAACGGGGCUGCAGAGCAGAGCCCCGCACAGAGCAGCACGGAGGAGUCGUCUGGAGAGGCCGAUGUUCCCUAUGCGUUGCCCCUGCAGCUCGGCCUCGCGCGACAGGCUGCCGGCAAUGGAUAUAUGGUUCAGUUCCCAUUCGCUGAUGGCUCACGGCAAGGGAUAAUGGCGAGGCCCCUUUUUGCAUUUGAGCCUCUGGUCGGGAGGCCGGAUCCGAUGGGCCAGGUGAUCCCGGUGCUGUUCCGAGCCAGGUCUGAGGGUGAGGCCCGGAGCGAGUUGGAUGCGUCAUCUGCGGUCGAGCAGCCGCCUACCGGAGUCCUCCUGGAUCUUGAUCUCAACCUUCCUCCGCCGGAAGAACUUUGAUCCUCCAUUUAACUGGACAACACGCCUUAAUAUUAGUCAGCGAUUAACGACUCCAGGCAGAAAAAUAGAUUGCCCUGGUUCUCUGAUUAUGCCUUUUUUUUUUUUCAAAUUGUAAUUUUGGUGUAUAUACACGCAUUGAAGAUCUUCUGCAGUGCGACGACAUUAAUCAGAAGAUGUAUCUCGAUCUCCAUUGAUCGAUCAUCCAAUUCUUUGGCACAUGGGUUAAAUCUCAUAUUACGUUUGUUUAAUACCA
This is a messenger RNA of Punica granatum (pomegranate), 973 nucleotides long. The record is from RefSeq and is a predicted model, not a curated record. NCBI's taxonomy places the organism in Eukaryota, Viridiplantae, Streptophyta, Magnoliopsida, Myrtales, Lythraceae.